This is a messenger RNA of Peromyscus maniculatus bairdii (prairie deer mouse), 2835 nucleotides long. The record is from RefSeq and is a predicted model, not a curated record. Lineage: Eukaryota; Metazoa; Chordata; Mammalia; Rodentia; Cricetidae.
AUCUGCCUGCCUCUGCCUCCUGAUUGCUGGGAUCAAAGGCGUGCACCACCACCGCCUGGCCUAAUAUUGGCUCUUCUUAGAGCCUUGUAUCAGUGACUUAAGUGGAGCUGUCUUGAGCAAGGUUACCACCCUGGACUCAAUUUCUCUUCCACCUUUCCCUGUUGAUCUUCUUGACGAACCUUCUGGAAGGUAGCUGCCAGAUACAGUGUGUCAAGACUCAGUGUCCCUAAAGCAGCCCUCCCCACCCGAGCCAGAGCCAGCUCUGUACACAUCAGCCGUUCCCACUUGAUGUCAGAUCUUUACCACAGCCCACAGUGCUGUAGCCUCAUGUUCCUCUCCAGCUGUACGCACAUCAGACUGCCCCUCCCAUGUCCCCAGCUCCCUCCUGCUUCCGUGAGAAGAGUGUUCUCUUCUCCUUCACCCUUCCUCCUCCAUCUUGUCCAGCCUCCUGUCUCAGUUUAGCAGCCACUCUGUACAUAACCUCUGACCAGGUCCCCAGCUGGGGAAGGAGUAUUCAAAGUGUGAGCCUGUGGCAGACAUUUCUUUUCAAAUCAUAAUGAAAACAUUUAAAAGACUUAUUUUAUCUUAAACUGUGUGUAUGCAUGUGUCUGUGUGUGGGUAUGUAUAUGAGCACGUAAGUGCAGGUACCGGUGAAGGCCAUCAGAGGGCGUCAGAUUCCCCAAACUAGAGUCACAGGCAGUUGUGAGGCACCUGAUGUGGGAACUGGGAUAUGAACUAAGAUCUUCUGCAAGAGCACUACACACUCGACCACAGAGCCAUCUCUUCAACCUCUAAUUAAGACAAAUUAUUAGGGGCUGGAGAGAGAGAUGGCUUAGUGGCUGAGAACGUGAGUUACUCUUGCAGAGGUUCCCAACACCAACAUGCUGGCUCACAACUGUCCAUAAUGCCAGUUCCAGGGGAUCCAACACCCUCUUCAGGUCUCCAUGAGCACAGGCGCGCACAUGGUACACAUACAAACAGGAGGCAAAAGACUCAGAAAAUAAAUCUAAAAGAUGCAUUUGUGUAUGUGAGUGUGGGUGUGGUAUGGCAUGCACAUGGAGAUCACAGGAUAACUUCUGGGAGUCUGUCCUCUCCUUCUACCAUGGGUUCCAGGGACAAACUUGGGUCAUCAGGCAUAGACAGCAAAUGCUUGCACUUGCUAAACAAUCCUGCCCACCCCAUAGCAGUCUUUUAUAGCACACUUCCUGCUUAGGUUGUGUGUGGCUGUAUUUGCAUUCCCUCUGGACCGAACCCUCAAUAAGGUUGCUCUGUUUACCUUGGUUAUUUCUAAGGCUUGGCUUAAUAGGUGCUAAUUAAUUGUUAAUAAGAAAAAUGAGAGCUGUUGAUGAAGCUCAGGGGCAGGGCAUUUGUCUAGCAUUCAGGGACCCUAGGCUCGAUUCCCAGUGCAUGCAUACAGAGAGAGAGAGAGGAAGAGAGAGAGAGAGAACAAAUGAAAUAGGAACUGUUUAUAGCCUACUUGGUAUUAUGUGGUUCCAUAUGCUGUAAUACACAUUUACGCAUUCAUAUAUGCUACAGUAUAUUUGCAUAUUCAUAAGUUUGCACACACUUGGCAAGCACUUGGUCAAUUGAGCUACAGCCCCAGCCCCUCCCUUCCAACUUUUGAAGUGUUUAAUUUGGUUUCUCAUUUUUUGGCCGUUGUCUUAGAUAGAAAGCUGUGCUAAACUUGUGCGCUGUUGAUUCUUCCCAGCAGCAUGGCUGGGCUGCUCUUCUGUGAGCCAACAGAACUCUAUAACAUCUUGAAUCAGGUCUCAAAGCUGUCCAGAUUAGCGGAGCCCAACUACCUCUGCUUACUGGAUGUUCGAACCAAAAGGCAAUAUGACGAGAGCCAUGUGAUCACUGCCCUUAGAGUGAAGAAGAGAGAGAACCAGUACCUCAUCCCGGAGUCCGUGGAUCUGGAGUGCGUGAGAUACUGCAUCGUGUACGACAGCAACACCAGCUCCCUGGAGCUGCGCAUACGGCGGCGGCGGCAGCUUAAGGAAGAGGAGGAGGAGGAGGAAGAGGAGGAAGAAGAGGAGGAGGAGGAGGAGGAAGAGAACACUGAACUCUUACCUGGACCCGCCGUGGAAUUUGGGCAGAUCCUCACCCACCUUACCCGCCACCCUGUCUAUGUCCUCAGAGGCGGCUACGAGUGCUUCUCUGGCCUGUACCAUUUCUUCCGGACCCAGAAGAUCAUCUGGAUGCCCCAGGAACUGGACGCCUUCCAGCCAUACCCAAUUGAGAUCAUUCCAGGCAAGGUCUUCCUGGGCAAAUUCAGUCAAGCCUGCAAUGCUAGGAUUCACAAGGAUCUGAAAAUUAAAGCACAUGUCAAUGUUUCAUUGGAGGCAACACCCUAUUUUGUAGGCGAUGCAGACAGACUCCUGCAUAUCAAGAUUGAGGAUACUUCGUAUUCCAACCUCUUCCCCUCUUUCCGCCACAUCUGUCACUUCAUGGAGGUCCUGGGCCCACGUGAAGAAGUGCAAAAACAACAUGCGUCCGAAUCGGGGCUUGGUGGCUCAGCUUCUGGAAUGGGAGAAAAUUGUCCACGGCGAUUACAUCACAGACAUCUCUGAUCCUAUCUACUGACCUUCGCCUGCGGCCCACCUGGGCGAGGAGGAACCUUGUUUGGGACUUUUUGAGGGGUGGGUGGGUGGGGGGUUAGGUACACGCUUGGAAUGGUCCAGAAGAAGACCUUUGCAAUCUGAAGUUUCAUGUCUGUGUCUUAGGUCUGGUUCUUUUUUUUUCCCCCAAAAUACUGGGGAUUGAACCUAGAGCAGUGGUUCUCAAUCUUCCUAACACUGCGACCCUUUAGUACAGUUCCUCAUAUUGUCGUGACCC